AUGAGAGAACAUCAUGCUCCGGCACUUGAAAACCUGUUUUUACAUGGUCACAGAAGACUCUUCGAGGAUUUCCAAAGUUAUUCCUGCCCGAGUAAUAUAUCCCGAAACGAUACGGAGGAUAUUCUUUGUAUGGAGAGAGAAGAAUUCCUCAAAAAUUUCAAAAAUCCAUGUUGGUUCAAAGUCAUAAACACAACUAUGGGACUGAAGAGAGUACUACGCUGCUUUCCUUUCUUCCAUAUAUUUGGUGUUUGUAAAUCUGGAACAACAGAUCUUUUCUUCCGUUUGACCCAACAUCCACAGAUAUUAAACAACACUGGAAUUUUAAAUAAGGAAACUCAAUUUUGGUCAUGGAAACGUUUCGGGCAAGACUCCCUCGGCCACAGAAAACUUACUCUGGAGGAGUUUUCAAGCUUUUUCAGGGCCAGCGAAAUUGGAAAGACAAAGAUUGAUUUGCAAGGCAGGAUGCACUACUCAGAUUUAAUUACAGGUCAUGCUGAUCCUAUGGAUUUUUGGGACCAUAAUCAUUGGCGGGAAAUCCCCCAGAAUGAUCCCAAUUCGAGCGAGCCUAAAUUUCUGACACCCCAUUUCGUGAGGCACGUCCAGCCGAACAUCAAAUUAAUACUACUGCUUCGGGAACCAGCAGAAAGACUUUACAGUCAUUAUCUGCAUGGAUAUUAUGGUCACACACCAGAAGAUUUUCACAGUUCAGUCCUUAAAGGCAUAGAACUCUUCAACACAUGCUUGACCAAUUGCAGUCUGAAGACGUGCUUAUACAAAUCUGACUUAUCUAAAGAUAUGAAACUCCCACUAUCUGCUAGUCUGUAUUAUAUCCAUCUACUAGAAUGGCUGGAUGUGUUUCCAAGGGAACAAUUUCUAGUUCUAAGAACCGAAGACUACCAUAAGGAUAUGAAAUACAGCCUUUUUAGAUUAUUUUCGUUUCUUGGUGUUGGAGAUGUUUAUUCUGACGUUAUGGAACGUACUAUAAAGUUGCCACACAAAUACGUGACAAAAAUCAAAUUAGAGCAGGGACCUAUGUUGAUAGAAACAUGGAACAUAUUAACUGAAUUUUUCAAGGAACCUAACAGAAAAUUGGCAGCAAUAUUAAAUGAUGAACGGUACCUAUGGAAGGACGCAACAUUCAAGUUUAGAGCUAAACAGCUACCAAAAACCAAACAGAAACGUCAUCAACACCUUCAGCACUAG
Molecule: messenger RNA, 1203 nt
Organism: Saccostrea echinata
Lineage: Eukaryota; Metazoa; Mollusca; Bivalvia; Ostreida; Ostreidae
Product: carbohydrate sulfotransferase 15-like
Exons: 7
Coding region: 1-1203 (400 amino acids)
Biological process (GO): hexose biosynthetic process
Molecular function (GO): N-acetylgalactosamine 4-sulfate 6-O-sulfotransferase activity
Source: RefSeq, a predicted model, not a curated record